CUCUGUGUCCACUCAUUUGCUUACAGUCCCGUUUCGGUUACCAGGAUCGCGACAACUCGAAAGAUGAAGCCUACGGUUCUUGUCGUCUUCUUUGCCCUGCUGGCCACGGCUAUGGCUGGCUUUUAUGGCGGUUUCGGCGGCAUCGGUUACGGCGGCUACGGAGGAUUUGGUGGCUACGGAGGCUACGGUGGAUACGGAUUUCGCGGUUUCCCAGUUGGGCGUGUGUUCUCCUACGGCUCCAUCAUAAAGCACGGUUUCGGCGGUUACGGUCUCGGCUUGGGCUACGGAGGAUACGGCGGUUACGGAAUCGGCUACGGAGGCUACGGAGGAUUCGGCCGCGGCUUUUACGGAUAACGUGUGCAAGUGUGCAUAUAUCAAGCUGCUAGCCAGUGAUCUGACAAGCGCAGUCACAAAGACGCAUCCCGGACUUCUCUGUUGCGUGU
Molecule: messenger RNA, 443 nt
Organism: Rhipicephalus sanguineus (brown dog tick)
Lineage: Eukaryota; Metazoa; Arthropoda; Arachnida; Ixodida; Ixodidae
Product: glycine-rich protein-like
Exons: 2
Coding region: 64-354 (96 amino acids)
Source: RefSeq, a predicted model, not a curated record